AUUAGCGUCAUCUCAACAUCCGCCUGUGAAAGUGACGAGUAAAUAUGACCGUUUCACGGUUGCCGUCUGCUGCACUUUCUUUAAAGCAGUUUUUACACAGGCAGAAUGUGUUGGGGAUCUACAGAAACAUACUGAGGACCAUACGACGGGUGCCAGAUGAGGCAGAUAGGAAGUUCUUGAGAGACUGGGCCAGAGAGGAAUUCCAUAGGAACAAAAAUGUCACACAUGAGGAUGCAAUCCGUAUGAUGAUCACACAAGCUUCCAAUCACCUGGAGGAGCUGCAGAAGUCUCUGGCGUUGGCCCACAGUUAAUGACUGCAAGCUGCUGGAGUUCCUGUUUUGUACUCUAUUUGACUGGUUUUUAGUGAGGAAUAAUAUUUGGUGUGGG
Neolamprologus brichardi is the source of this 387-nucleotide messenger RNA. It is a transcript of the gene lyrm2, whose product is annotated as LYR motif containing 2. Gene Ontology annotation, cellular component: mitochondrion. The record is from RefSeq and is a predicted model, not a curated record. NCBI's taxonomy places the organism in Eukaryota, Metazoa, Chordata, Actinopteri, Cichliformes, Cichlidae.